Messenger RNA from Cyprinus carpio (common carp), 2460 nucleotides. Its product is annotated as transcription factor Dp-2-like. Lineage: Eukaryota; Metazoa; Chordata; Actinopteri; Cypriniformes; Cyprinidae. The record is from RefSeq and is a predicted model, not a curated record. Gene Ontology annotation, molecular function: DNA-binding transcription factor activity, RNA polymerase II-specific; RNA polymerase II transcription regulatory region sequence-specific DNA binding. Gene Ontology annotation, cellular component: transcription regulator complex; nucleus. Gene Ontology annotation, biological process: regulation of transcription by RNA polymerase II; regulation of cell cycle.
UUAGAGAAGUUUAACGUCGCUCCAGUCUUUUCAAGACUUGUGAUUGAACACUUUUUAAUUGUCACUGGCACUCGUCCAGUUGUGCAUUUCCAAUGCCGCUUGGGUGCCAAAUAAACCCCGUGCACACGUCCAGUUGUGCUUUCCUCUAGUGCUGCUGGUCACGCCAGUCUUAUGGCGCGAGCUCAGCGUGACAUGUGUUCAGGCCGCUCCAUUGUGCAGCCACACAUCUAUUCAGAUCUCCUGCUCUCUGGGGCUUUCCACUGCUCUCAGAUCAGUCCAGGCCAGAGCAAUCGCCCGCCUGCUCUCUGAGCGGCCCGCAGGAGCUGUGAGAAGGCCGGCAUAUGUGCGCAUACAGAGGGAGGAAGUCCUGCAGCAGGCACACACACGCUCUCAUUGAGCGCAUUUCCCACUCGGCACGGGUGAAAGACUGAGUGCGGCUGGGUGGACUCCCUCUGCGCUCGCUCGGCAAUGCCUGGCCAGCCUCUCAAGUUUCUACUGAAUGGUAACAAAAGGGACCCACACAGAGAGAGAGGAACACCAGGUCCCAGCCUGCCUUCGAAACAUGCUCUCCACUCCUUUUCAGGCAACAUUUCCCUGGUAACGCCGUCCAGCUACAGCCCAGCCACCAAAAUCACACUAGGAACAGUCAACUCCAAUGUGGGAGCGCAGAUGAUUUUAAGCACACCGCAGAGAGUGUCUCAUCCUGGAGGGAUCCUCAUCGGCAGCCCGUUUACGCCACACACAACACCGGUGGCCAUGGUUACUCAAGCACACCCUCCUGAGGGCGACGAGUGGACCCCGGGAAACAAAAAAAGGACACAUGACUACAUUGAUUCCUAUUACUCAGACAGGGAUGGACUGUGUUCGAGUGAUUCCUCAUCCAGUAAGAGAAUGAAGAGGGCGGAUAAGAACGGUAAAGGCCUGAGGCACUUCUCCAUGAAGGUGUGUGAGAAGGUACAGAAGAAAGGCACUACGUCCUACAACGAGGUGGCUGAUGAGCUGGUGACUGAAUUCACUCACGCCAGCAGCCUGAUGCCCACCGACUCGCAGGUGUAUGACCAGAAGAACAUCCGCCGGCGUGUGUACGACGCGCUCAACGUGUUGAUGGCCAUGAACAUCAUCUCCAAAGAGAAGAAGGAGAUCCGCUGGAUCGGCCUGCCCACAAACUCAGCCCAAGAGUGCCGCAACUUAGAGCUGGAAAAACAGAAGCGUUUGGAAAGAAUCCGACAGAAAAGAGCCCAGCUGGAGGAGCUAAUAUUACAGCAGAUCGCCUUUAAGAAUCUGGUGCAGAGGAACCAGGCCAGCGAAGCCUCGUCCCAGUCAGCUCCCCCUCCAGGAUCGGUCAUUCAGCUUCCCUUUAUCAUCCUCAACACUGAUGUCCGCACCGUCAUCGACUGCUCCAUCUCUAGCGAUAAGUGUGAAUACCUCUUUAACUUUGACAACACGUUUGAGAUCCAUGAUGACGUUGAGAUCCUGAAGCGGAUGGGCAUGUCUCUGGGGCUGGAGAACGGCACAUGCUCUCCAGAGAACCUCAGAGUGGCCAGAUCUCUGGUGCCCAAGUCUCUGGAAGCGCAUGUCACCAACAUGGCCACAAACUCCAACAGAACACCUCUCAGCCACACAAGUCACAGCAGCACGGCCCCGUCACACACCUCAGAGUCUCGCGGCCAGACGCCCAGCUCCUUCAACGAGGAAGAGGACGAUGAGGAUGAGGACGAUGACAAUCCCUCUUCCCCAGAGUGAUCCUGAGCUCAGCGCCGGGACAGGAAUCGUGAGCAGAGCCGGGGAGGAAACGCUACACAGAAAAUAAGCUCUCUAUAUUACCAUAUUUUAACAUCUCUUUCCUCCUCUUUCCUAAACGCCAUGAGUCUUUUGCUCCGGGGGAGACGGUUUACUGUAUUUCUGUGGUGCUUUUUGGCUAGCGAGCCGCGCGUCGGGCCAUAGAGGAGAGCGAAUAAGUGAAGGUUAACACAUCUUCAGUUCAACUGCCUCAUGUCAUCUCUGCUUCCUACCCUGAGGGACGUUCAAAUUCUUUCCAAAAAUGUAUUUAUUUCGGUCGUAUUUGAAUAUGACGAUAUCUGCGUAGUCCAGUGGGCUAGUGCCACUUUUUCUUCUCCGUGGGGAUCGGAAAGCAACGUGCUGAUCUUACUGUUCACCGAUUGAAAGGAAUUUACAUCCUUGCAAUUAAAAAAGAUUGAAAAAUGUUCUUUUUUUAUAGGUUGAUUCAGUGUCAUUUUGUUGUAUUGUAUAGUUUAUUCCUUGUCAUUCAUCGCAAUAGAAAAUAAAACAUGGGUGGUUGAUUGUAUCUGCUGUUCCGGGUUCAAAUAGCCGCCAGCCUGUUUUCCUCAGGCCAUGUUGGGAGAUGUAGUCUUGUGAGUUUUUGUUUGCAUUGAGUGUGGCAGAUGUAAAAGAAACUGUCCUGAUCCACUCAGGUCGGGAUUUUAAACCAACUCAACCCAA